UGUCAUUACGUUAAAAACAGAACAUCAAAUGUGCAUGUACAAAAUUCACAGGAUUUUUUUGAAUAAAAGUGUAAAGGAAAAUGGAUUACAAUGAAAUAUUAUCCGAGUUGAUAUACAAUGCUGAUGAUCAGGUUACAAAUUUUGAUGAUAAGAUGGUACAAAUGAUUCAGAAGGUAAAGCCACUUUUGCCAAAAGAUAUGCAAUGUAUCGAAAAUUUGUCUAUGAGACAACAAUAUCUAAAUAUAUUAACUUAUAUAUUGCGUGGUAUUAAGCAAGAAAAUAUAAAUGUAGAUACUGAUGCACCUUUUAAUGUGAAUCAAUAUCACUCUGUGAAAAUAGCUGUGGAAUUUAUAAUAUUAAUUGGAAUCAAACCUUUUCUACUACCUGGUGUAGGUAUAGAUGUACAUAAAUUAUGCCCCAUAGCUUCAACAAUUACCGAAGAAAAGAAUUUGAGUUGCUUAGAGAAAUAUGAACGAUUGUGUUUCUCAACACACUUACUCUUAGAACUUUACGAUGAUCUUAAUUUGCGACCAGUUGUACUUUUACGAAUUGGCUUUUUAAUGGCCGCUCUGUUACAAUUGUCUCAUGCUCCACUAGCUAAACCAGUGGACAAAGUUCAACCUAUGAAUUUAAAUAAUCAGGAAUUUCGAAUGACAACGGAAGAAUAUCAAAAGUUGCAGAAUCGUCAAAAAAUAUUUCACACUAAAUUAAUUUUGCUAUUAAGUAAUUGCCCACAUGAUAUAUGUUUUCGGGAAUUAAUGGCAAUUCUUGGAGUGCAAAAUGCACCAAAGUGGCUACGUAAAGAAACUCAAAACUAUCUAAUUAAGAUGCUUAUGCAACCCAAUGGGGUAUCAUCUUUGAUUGCUACAAUUUAUAAGAACAAUUUAGACUUGGGUGUGGAUUGGAGAAAAUUAGAUACGUUUUCCCGACUGAUAGCAGCAACGCAUGGAAAGAAUAUCGAUGAAUAUUACAAAGCUGUAUGUCCACAGAUUUUAGAUAUGUUUUCCUCAGAUAAGUUCAAGCAUGGCUCAAUAAUAGCAAACUGCUGUAUUAAAUCUUUGUAUGAUUAUAAUCCACAUAUUUGUCAGAAAUAUAUUAUAGAAGUCAUUUGUGAACCUUUAACAAUGAAAGAAUCACAUGUUUUUUCUGAAAAGAAGAUAGAAUGGUGUAUAAACAUACUAGCGAAAUGUUUUCUAACGGAAGAUUCCAAAUUCAAACAUGUACCUUGUAAAGUUAUUUUGUAUGUUGCUAUGCCUCUAUUUUGCUUAUACGAUAAAAUCUGCGAAAGUGCUUGUACGUUAAAAACAGAUUUACGACGACUUUUAUUAAAAAUUUUCGAAGAAGAGACAAUGCGGGAAAAGUUAUAUUCAGCUUUUCUAGGACAUGAUACAUCAGCAGAAUUUGGAAAUGCUAUAACAUCAGAAUUUGGGCCGACUGGCGGUAUCGAAAUUACUGGCUUGAAUAAAAAUUUGGACUAUGAAAAAUUAGCUGAUACUAUUUUCGACUUAGUAUCCAUCGCUAAGGAUUUGUCUCCCAGUUUAUUCUGUUACAUGUUGAAGUUCCUGUCAAAUAUAAAUAAAUCGAACUAUGAAAUUGAACAAUCGAAAAUGUUGGAGACAGAAGACGAUAAAAUAGAACGCAUCACGAUGCAAUUAGCAGCUCAUAAACUUCUAUCGCAAUUAGCCAGCACAAGUAUCGUUCAAGACGCACAAGUAAAAAAUCCUGAACCGUUACUGUCGUUUAUAAAAUCGUUAUUUAAUGAAUAUAUCAAAAACCUUCAGAAGAAAACUGAAGAGAACGAAUGCGAGAUGUUGUACAUUAGUUUAAUGUUGAUAAAAAUGAUUUUGCUCGAGAAAAAUGCAUCAAUCGAAAUCGUUCUCUUCAAAGAUUUUAAAACGUUUUUAGAAGACCAUUUGAAGAACUCGAAUGUGUCAGCACAACUUAAAGCAUUGAUCAGCGAAGUGGUGACUUGUAUCACGACACAUGAUUCUCGAAUUAGAACGGAGAGGAGAUAUUAUCAAGAUUUGUCCAGUUCGUCGGAUAAAUUUGACCAAGCCUUAAGGGAUCUCGCGGAUCCAUUACUUCCUGUUCGGGCGCAUGGUCUUGUGGUACUCACGAAACUGAUUGAGACUAAAGAUUCUUACGCUGUUGCGCGCAAUGCGAUCAUCUUGCGUUUGUUUGAGGAGAAUUUAAAGCAUGAAGACUCAUUCAUAUAUCUAGCAUCUAUCAAUGGGCUGUGCGCAAUGGCAACUGCAUUUCCAGAAAAAGUUAUAGAAACACUAAUGCUUGAAUAUAUUGAUAUGCCCAAACGUGCUGCAAUAUCGGAAAUAACUAUCGAAACUAGGAUAAAACUCGGAGAAAUAUUGGUUAAAACAACGAAAGCCUUGGGUGAAAUGAGCGUGGUUCAAAAAAAUAUUCUGCUUAAUGGUUUUUUGUGCGCAAUUCGUGAUGCGGAUCCUUUGGUACGAGCCUCUGGUCUCUCUUGCUUAGGGGAGCUCUGCAAAGUAUUGAACUAUCGUCUGGGAAACGUUCUCACUGAAAUUCUCUACUGCAUCACAUGUAUAUUAAAAUCGGACAAAGUACCUGAAUGUCGGCGUGCUGCCGUGCUGGUCGCAACGCUUCUGUUUCGCGGUCUUGACCGAAAUUUAUUGAGUAGCUGUACCAGUGACAUGAUCGACCUGUAUCGCGAAUUGCGCAGUUUGCGCGAUGACAAAGAUCCCGUGCUACAGCUUCAUGUUCAAUUAGCCUUCGAGGAGAUUGAUCGCAUCAUGCGAAAUCUAUUCACGGAAUUACCCACAUCCAGAAAGAGGAUAUCUUGAAAAAAUAUUUUUAAAAUAUCCAAAAUACAUGUAGUAAGACGAAUAAAUGCAUUGAAAAAUAGCACGCAUUGCAUCAUAUAUUACUUCUUGCCUUCUUUCAGUCCUUUGAACGAAUGCGAAAUCGAAAGGUACGUG
This is a messenger RNA of Mycetomoellerius zeteki, 2954 nucleotides long. RefSeq names its product transport and golgi organization 6 (gene Tango6). The record is from RefSeq and is a predicted model, not a curated record. Lineage: Eukaryota; Metazoa; Arthropoda; Insecta; Hymenoptera; Formicidae. The transcript has 8 exons. Gene Ontology annotation, biological process: protein secretion. Bases 81 to 2819 code for a protein of 912 amino acids. Gene Ontology annotation, molecular function: protein binding.